This is a messenger RNA of Protopterus annectens (West African lungfish), 5065 nucleotides long. RefSeq names its product mucin-3A-like. The transcript has 3 exons. The record is from RefSeq and is a predicted model, not a curated record. Bases 154 to 3954 code for a protein of 1266 amino acids. NCBI's taxonomy places the organism in Eukaryota, Metazoa, Chordata, Ceratodontiformes, Protopteridae.
ACUGCCCUUUUACACAUAGUUAGAUGUUGAUGUACAUCUGGGCAGUUACAACAAUGUGAAACUGAAACUUUAAGAAAAGAGCUACAGAAGCAAGUGGACUCUUAAGACUGUAACAAAGCAGAUGAAACAGGAUUUGGAUGACUUCACGCUAACAUGAUGUUAAGAAUGAAAUCUUGGAUGUAUUUUUCCUUUGUAUUCAUACUACUUGUUUCCCUUCAGUCAUGGCAAGUUUUGGCUCCUCCUGCAAAGAGUAUUCCAUUACCUCAUACAAAGUGCUGCCUACCCAGCAAGAUGAAAACUCUGCCAACCCAGUUUAACCCUAAGUCCAUAAAAACAUUUCAAAUUUUAUGGAAUACAUGUGAUAAUAUGAACAAAAUUGUUGAAUUUACAAUGAAGAGUGGGAGAAAAAUUUGCACUAAAUAUGAAUGGGGGCAACCACUGAUACACAAACUGCAAACAAUCACACCAAUUAGUAUGAAUCCUAGACAUGAAAGCACUAAAGUUAUAUCCAGCCCAACUACUCACAGCACAACUACAACUCCUCUAUCUGCAGUGAGCACUACUGGUGAAAGUACAACAAUUACCACCUACACAGCUACUCACAAAAUAACUAUGGUGGUUCCAUCUGCAGUGAAUCCUAGAGUUGAUGGUACAACAGUUACUAAGUACGCAGUUAAUCACAACACCACUACAACUCCUCCAUCUGUAGUAAAUACCAGUGGUGAAAAUACAAUUAUCAGCUACCCAGCUACUCACAACACAACUAGGUCAUUUCCAUCUUCAGUGAAUCCUAGUGGUGAUGGUAUAAUAAUCACCACUUACAAAGCUACUCACAAAGCAACUACAACUCCUCCACUUAUGGUAAAUACCAUCAGUGAAAGUACAACAAUUGCAACCUACCCACCUUCUCACAACAUAGCUAUGGUGUUUCCAUCUGCAGUGAAUCCUAGAGGUGAUGGCACAACAAUUACCACCUACACAGCUACUCACAACACAACUACAACUGCUCCAUCUGCAGUGAAUACUAGCGGUGAAAGUACAAUUACCACCUACUCAUCCACUCACAAAACAAAUAUGGCAUUUCCGUCUGCAGUGAAUCAUAUUAAUGAUGGUACAACAAUUACUACCUUCACAGCUACUGACAACACAACUAUAAUGCCUUCAUCUUCAGUGAAUACUAGCAGUGAAAGUACAAUUACCACCUACACAACUCUUCAGAACACAACUAUGGCAUUUUCAUCUGCAGUGAAUCCUAGUGGUGAUAGUACAAUUACUACCAUCACAGCUAAAGACAAUACAACUAAGGGUUUUCCACCUGCAAUGAAUCCUAGUGGUGAUGAUAUAACAAUUACCACCUACACAGCUAAUGACAACACAGGUAAAGUAUUUCCAUCUGCAGUGAAUCCUAGUGGUGAUAGUACAACAAUUACUACCAUCACAGCUAAAGACAAUACAACUAAGGCUUUUCCACCUGCAAUGAAUCCUAGUGGUGAUGAUACAACAAUUACCACCUACAAAGCUAAUGACAACACAGCUAAAGUAUUUCCAUCUGCAGUGAAUCCUAGUGGUGAUAGUACAACAAUUACUACCAUCACAGCUAAAGACAACACAACUAAGGGUUUUCCACCUGCAAUGAAUCCUAGUGGUGAUGAUACAACAAUUACCACCUACACAGCUAAUGACAACACAGCUAAAGUAUUUCCAUCUGCAAUGAAUCCCAGUGGUGAUGGUGCAAUAAUUAUUACCUAUACAGUUACUCAAAACACAACUACAAGUCCUUCUUCUACAGUGAAUAUUAGUGGGGAAAAUACAGCAAUUACCACCUACACAGCUACUCAGAACACAACUAUGGCAUUUCAAUCUGCAGUGAAUCCUAGUGGUGAUGAUAAAACAAUUACUACCAUCACAGCUAAUGACAAUACAACUAAGGUUUUUCCACCUGCAAUGAAUCCUAGUGGUGAUGAUACAACAAUUACCACCUACACAGCUAAUGACAACACAGCUAAGGUGUUUCCAUCUGCAAUGAAUCCUAGUGGUGAUGGUGCAACAAUUAUUACCUACACAGCUAUUCAAAACACAACUACAAGUCCUUCUUCUACAGUGAAUAUUAGUGGGGAAAAUACAACAAUUACCACCUACACAGCUACUCAGAACACAACUAUGGCAUUUCUGUCUGCAGUGAAUCCUAGUGAUGAUGGUACAACAAUUACCACCUACACAGCCAAUGACAACACAACUAAGGUGUCUUCAUCUGCAGUGGACCUUAGUGGUGAUGAUACAACAAUUACCACCUACACAGCUAAUCAAAACACAGCUAAGGUGUUUCCAUCUGCAAUGAAUCCUAGUGGUGAUGGUGCAACAAUUAUUACCUACACAGCUACUCAAAACACAACUACAAGUCCUUCUUCUACAGUGAAUAUUAGUGGGGAAAGUACAACAAUUACCCCCUACACAGCUACUCAGAACACAACUAUGACAUUUCUAUCUGCAGUGAAUCCUAGUGUUGAUGGUACAACAAUUAUCACCUACACAGCCAAUGACAGCACAACUAAGGUGUUUCCAUCUGCAGUGAAUCCUAGUGGUGAUGAUACAACAAUUACCACCUACACCACUAAUCACAACACAACUAAGGUGUUUCUAUCUGCAAUGAAUCCUAGUGGUGAUGGUGCAGCAAUUAUUACCUACACAGCUACUCAAAACACAACAAUUCCUUCAUCUGCAGUGAAUACUAGUGGUGAAAGUACAAAUGCCACCUAUACAGCUACUCACAACACAACUACAGCUUAUCCAUCUGCAGCAAACACCAGCAGUAAAAGUACAAUUACCACCUACACAGCUACUUACAACACAACUGCAGCUCACUCAUCUGCAGUGAAUACUAGUGGUGAAAGUACAACAAUUAUCACCAAUUCAGCUGCUCACCACACAACUGUGACUCCUUCAUCUAUAGUGAAUGCUAGUGGUAAUGGUGCAACUAUCACUUACUCAGCAGGUAAAGAAAGUACGUAUGUAACAACUAAAAAAGACACAGCAAUUUUUCAACUUCUCAGCAGUGUUACAAAUCAAAUUACUGACAAUUCAAAUUAUAUUGUUCUUACUACUGAAUCACCCAAUGACAUAAAUCAAAACCUUAACCUUAAAGUGUGCAGUAAUGUUACAGUCAAGAUGGGUAUCAAUCCAGCUGUAAAGAAACUCACUGCAUGGAACUUAUCCUUCAGAUCUUCAAAAACAGUUAACAUUACAGUUAUAUUUCAUUUAGGGGUAUCUGUCAUGUACCACAUUAAAGGAAGCCAUGCAGAAGGUCCAAAAACUGAAGUCUUUAGUACAUCAUGUAACACAUGCAGCAUGAAAGAAAAAAAAAUAAAUUGUCUGUUUUGCCAAAAUUUAAAUACUACAAAGGCUGAUAUUUCUAUAAAACAAAUUAUUAUUAAACACAGUAAAACAAUGCAGGCAAACCUUUCAGCAGGCAGACUAAAUGGCAAUACCUCAAAACUGAAUACUACUGUAACAAGGAGUACUGGAAACAAUGACUCACAGAAGAGCCCACCAAUUUCAAAUAUUACCACAACAAUUGAUGCCAUGAAAAACAGUGGACUGCAGGAAGGAGACACUGGAGAAAAUGUAACAAACGUAAGCAGUUUAUCUAGCAAGCUGGGCAAUGAAACAAAACAGAAUGAGGACCUCAUAUCUGUUAAGGAACAGGGAAUACAGCAGGGAGAUAAGUUGUUCAUUUAUGACAGUGGAGUAAAACAAAACUGCACUCUGCCUGUUAUACUUGGGAAAGCUCCAGCAAAUAUUCCAAAACAAUUUCAAAUAAAUAGUAAAUUAACUCAACGCAUUCCGUACAAUAUGCACAUGACUAUGAAAAGAAAGGUUAACAUACUGACUCAUCUUUCUCUCAAGCACAAUUUCGUGAUAAAGAAAGAUAAGCUCAGAAAAAAAGAUAGAAAAUAAGACUGGGAAGAGUAGAGUUACAUUUGUAGGCUGUUUUGUAAUUAUAUGACAUGAUACCUAGUUUACUAAAUUUAAGAAAUAAGUAUCCACUGGUAAGGAAUUUGCCUUGUUAACCAGCCCAAUUUCCUGUUCUUGUGGGGACUUGAACCCAGGAAUGACAACAAUGAAAAAGGGGGUUUCACAUUAGAUUGUGUGAGUUAGUAUGGAUUACCCUGUUGAUAUGAAGGUAGAGGCACUGAUGUUUCCAAAAAUACAGUUUAAGAAUACUUCCAGCUAAAUAAUUUUCACAGACCUCUUGAGAAGUUAAAAUAACACUUUAUUCUUUGAAGCUUUAAUGAAUGUUUUCAUCUGCUAAUUAACUUCAUCUGAAAAUAGAACAAAAUACAACCAACGGGUGAUCCACAAAUUUAAUCUAUAACACACUUUCUUCCUCUGACGUCUCGGCCGUAGCCUUCAAGGAGUAAAAAACCACAAGAACACACACAUUUUAUAUACCAACAGUUGAAAAUUGCAUAAUUAGUUAAUUACCCACUUAAAAACUUUAACAGAAUGAGACAAUAAAACAAUAAAACAAUAAAAUAAUUAAAUUAAUGCCCUCCAGUUCAUUUCUUCAUUUAAUCCAUGAGGGAAUAAAGUGCCAAACUUUAGAAUAUAAAUAGCCUCCUUAGAUAAUAAUUGUUGUUUGAGACUAUUAGUAUCAAAACAAGAAACUUUCACUUUUUCCAAAACUGUUCCUCGUAACCCUUCAUUUUUACCUUCAAUUUUCAUCUGAAAAUAGGCCUAAAAUACAACUUGUAUCAUAUUUAAGUAUAACAUGUUAAAGUGACUUAAAUGCAAGUUACAGUUUUUUGUUAUUGUUUGGUCUGACCCUAGAGGUAGGUCUUGGGCAUAUAGUCAAAAAGAUUGCUGCAAACUGCUGAAGAAUAAAAUAAAUGACAGUGACUCCUCAUGGACAUGACUUAUGAGUCCUCCAGAUUCACAGAUUCAGCCAAAGGAAAAAAAAACAUGAUUCCACUUCGAAGAGCUAGUCAGUCUGAGUCAGAAUGCGUGAUGGACCAGUGCACUCCCUCUAUUAAAAAAUCUAUGUACUUCUGUGAUGUUUAAAAAAAAU